This is a messenger RNA of Chironomus riparius, 2427 nucleotides long. The record is from the annotation of a GenBank genome assembly. Lineage: Eukaryota; Metazoa; Arthropoda; Insecta; Diptera; Chironomidae.
AUGGCUGAGAAAAGUGAAGAAAUUGAAAAAUUUGAUGAUGUUGUUGCUGAAGCUUACCGAGACGUUGAUGAAGAAGAUGAGCUACUUGUGCUGAUUAUUGUGUUCUCAGUUAUUAGUGUUAUAUUGGUGAUUUACUAUAUUUAUGUCUACAAGUGCUUGAAAUCACAGGAAGAAAGCCGAAAUGAAGAAACCUUAAGAUUGAAUCAGAUUUCUCGGACAAUCAUUUUCAUCCUUCUGCAAACUUAUGCUACGACUUUAGUUGAUGCUGCAAUUGACAAUGCUCAACAUUUGGAAAAACAAUUGAAAGAUGAUCCAAUGAAAAUAAAUAAAAGCAAUACACUAAACCAAGAAUAUACCAAAAUGUUGUCAAGACAUGAAAUUGAAAUUGUAAAUCCAAAACAUGUCAAUUUUAUAACAAAAGUCGUUAAAAAACCUGCAAGAAUUGACGAAAUAAUACUUUGGAUCUGUAUUUUUGCAGGCAUUUUAGUGACUCUUCUAUUAGCUUUGUAUCUGAUGUGCAUAACUGAAUGUAAAUCAGAAGAUCCAAAAACAUCAUAUUUGAAUAAUGACGAACUUAACCAAAUACUAAUCAAAAAAUAAAAUUAUUUUUUUAAAAAUGAAAAUUCUCAAAUCUAACUUGCAAACCAGAGCUCGAAGUCGAUAAGGUUCGAGUCGACUCGAUUCAACUCGAGUCAACUUCGAGCUCUGUUAAAAACUUCAUUCCAGCAUAAAGUCAGUAAAAUUCAAAAUUUUAUCUCAACUGAGCAAUUAAAUAAUUUCAAACAUUAAACACAAAAUUAUUCAAAGUUCCUAAAAAUUUUAUUCACAUCUUCACAGCAGUAAACUUCCAUCAGAAGUCCCCAAAUAUCCAAUCGAGUUCAAUAUUGAGUCAACAAUAACCCAAACUCCCAAACCACCGAAACUAAAUAAUUUUCCAAUUCCUUCUUGCCAGUGUCCAAGAUAAAAUCGAUCAACUCCAAAUCCACCCAAUGUUAUGCUCAGCACCAAGGCUGUAAAGUAUUUUGAUCCUCUCGUCCAAUUACAUUUUACAUUCUUUGGAAAUUGACGAGAUCCGAGGCAUAAAACAUUCGGUUUUACUGUGCAAUUUGUCUUGUAAAAUCCAUAUGCUGAAUUGCAGUUUGUGUUCUGUUUACAGUCAUGUUCCCAUGGUUCUGUAAGGAAGCAGUAACGACACGUAAAAUAUCUAGAGAAAGUUCGCUGUUCUUUUCCAUUUUCAAUUUCUGCAAUGCACUGGACUUGUGAUCGUGGAUCACAUGUAGCGCGAGAUGUCUCACCAUAUGUACAGCCGAGCUCGUAAGUGCAUCUGAUGCAUGGAAAUUGAAGGUCUGAGCAAUUUGUUGUGUUGUGGCCGCAAGUUGAUGGGUUGAAAUUUCGUUCCUGGAAUGUUAAGAUAAAGUUUUAAUGUUGGGAAGUUAAAUAAAGAAUUUAAGAUCGUCAAGGUUGAUCUGGUUUGGUCUUCCCGUUAUCUUUCAAGAUUUCCUUGUAAAACAACUCCUGGAAGACGAUGGAGCAACAAUAUUACGUCCCUGAUAGACAUAAAGUCCACAUCACACACUUGCAUCCCAUAUUGAAUACCAUAAACCCUCAAAAAUGCACAUUUAACUGAAAUUCAUACUAAAUCAUAAUUGAUGUACUGACAAAUAUACUUACGUCAUCCUGACUCAACGAAUAUUGACUAUCAGAAUGAGAUGAAUUUUGCCUCAGUGCUUUCAUGCUUUGGUCGUUUUUAUCGUCGAUUGCUAAAAUUGAGAAACAUUAAUAAUUAAUUUUCUGGUUGAAUCUCAAACUAUAAACUCAAGAGCAGACACUAAGAGCACAUGUAGAUUAAGAGUAGUUGUUGGAUCAGGUGUGUACCAAAAAACCAACCCUGGCUCCCAUCUUCUUGAGUUAACUCUAACUACACUCAAAAAACCAGCUCUAUCCAAAUUUAAGGUUCUGCUUUUAGAUUAAGAAAAGCUAGUAUAGACUGAGCAGACAAGAUACUAGUCAUUGAAUUCAGAGACUUAGAUGGUCACUUACCAGUUUCUGUGUAUUUGAUGUAAUUCGCCGCUAAUGACACAAACAUGAAUGCGACGAAUUUAAUGUCUACCACAACUCUUCUAGGCAUCUUUAACUGAUUAUGCUUUGAUCAACAGUAAGUUCAGCUACUAGCUGGCUUCUAGCUUUAAGCUUUGUCAGAUAGAAUUUUGCGAUUUCAAAUUGAAAUGAUAAGUUUUAUUCAGGAUGAAAUUUUCAGUCCCAAAUUAAAUCAUAUUAUGAGCUGAUUUUGAAGAAUUUAAGAAACUUUCACAAGUUUCUGUUUCAUAAUAAAGUCAAUAAUAAUGAAAUUGUAGACCGAAAACUUGUAUUUCUAAUUAUCUUUAAUUUUUCUUAAAUUUUUCUCAAUUCUCAAUUUUUUUCAAUCCA